Molecule: messenger RNA, 4463 nt
Organism: Athene cunicularia (burrowing owl)
Lineage: Eukaryota; Metazoa; Chordata; Aves; Strigiformes; Strigidae
Gene: CIDEA
Product: cell death inducing DFFA like effector a
Exons: 4
Coding region: 93-647 (184 amino acids)
Biological process (GO): regulation of apoptotic process; lipid storage; apoptotic process
Cellular component (GO): lipid droplet
Source: RefSeq, a predicted model, not a curated record
AACUAUGCUGAAUUUUUAUUUGUCUUAGAUCUUUGGUAUCCGUGGGAGCAUCUGUGGGAGCAGUAACAAAACAGACCCUGUUCCCUCCUCUCAUGCCUGCAGGGCGACCUUUCCGUGUGUCGAAUGCCUCCCGGAGCAGCCGGAAAGGAAUUGUUGCAAGCAGUCUGCAAGAGCUCAUCAGCAAGACUUUAGAUGCCUUCCUUAUAUCUGCUGGAAUAGUGACUCUGGUUUUGGAAGAAGAUGGCACUGUUGUGGACACAGAAGAGUUCUUCAGGUCUCUGAAUGAUAAUACACACUUCAUGGUUCUAGAGAAAGGACAGAAAUGGACACAAACAAGAAACGGAGUUGCUACUGUGAGACAAAAGAAGAAAAUGGGAGUAGCUAACAUCACGUUUGAUCUCUACAAGCUGAACCCUAAGGAUUUUAUUGGCUGUUUAAACAUCAAGGCGACCUUCUACGAGAUCUACUCUGUCUCAUAUGACAUCAAAUGUAUGGGAGCAAAAAGGGUACUGCGGAAGGUGCUUCAGCUAAUAUCCCACGGAGCACAAAUAGCUGGACAGUUUCUUCUCUAUACUGGAACAUACAUGUUGCAGUUGAUGGGUGAAUAUGAUGAAGAUGGCACGUGUACAAGAUCAAGGCGGGAGUAGUGAGCACAGCUGCACUUCUGGUAUCGGAUCCUUUUGCUUAAAGACAUUCUCUUGCCCAGCUUUGAUUGUAACGAUGUUAUAGUAAGGGGAUGUCCACUGAUGUGAACUAACAUUUUUCCCAUUUGGGAAUGCUUGUAGGCCUUAGUCAUAAAAUGUUUGGUGUUUACAGGCUUUUAACACAGCAAAAGAGUGGGUGCCUAAUCUCUGAGAAUUUGGCAAAAGGAGAGAGGGCAGGUUUUUUCCCCAGCAACUCAAAAUGGAGAAUAAGUAUAUUUGGAAACUUGAGUGCUUUGUGACCAGUGGAAAAUUUCUUGCACUGGUUAAAACAAUUCAGUUGGGUGUUUUCAUGGCUGUCUACUUGCCUUCUGAACAGACUGGGAUCUAAGGUGGGGGCAAGGGGGACUGUUUUGGUUUUAAUCCAUAACAGUGCUGUUAUCAGUACCCAACUGUCAUUGAGGUAGAAAAGGGUGAAGGGGACUUAUUUACUCCUGCUAACAGUGGAACUACACAAUACAAUUGAAUCCUGGUUCAGUGGCUGACUACACUCAGGAAGUCUUAAUUGGAAGAAGUGCAACUAAUAAGCAGAAUUUUAAAACUUAUCUUUACUUCCCUUAAAACAAGUAAAAACAUUUAAUUAUAAUUCUUUACAUUUUUCUUCAAAUCUACAGAACAUUCAGGUUAGUAAAGCUCAACUUUAUAUUUCUUUAAUGGGUCUGAUGUCCAGUUCUGCCAGAAGUAUUGAAUAAUUUGCCAUAGUUUUAUGAAUAUGGUUUACAAGUAAACCUCUGAGGGAAGCUUCAGCAAGUAAACCAUCCCUUCUGUAAUUUUUACUGUUCAGUUACAAGAUGACACUACAUCCCAAGUUGUACUUGAGGUACAUGUAAGAGAUGCUGGAUUUUGAUGCCCCUGUGUUUAGGGGAGAGCAUCAGGAUGCUAUCUAAGUCUUGUGUGACAUAUAUAUAUGCUCUAAGCUGGAUAUUUGCUGUUUCAUAGUCUCCCAAGACAAGCUGUACUAAAGGGCAAAGUUUUUAAUCCCUAGAAUUGUCCACAAUGUUUUCUGCAGUUUAGUGAACUGCUAGUAUGACCAGCCUCCAGCAAGCUUUUUCUCAACAGUGUAGAAAACUGGAAAACUAUCAGUGUUAGGCAUCUUGUGUCAAAAUACAAACUCCUGUUGCUGAAGGGAAAAAGCCCAACUUUGUUCGUUCAUAGGUGUGUCUUUUCAGGUUUUAAUUUGCUUGCUCAUGAAUUGUAGUAAAUUAUGGUUUUGCUUAAUACAGAAAGCUGUUAGGAACAGCACAUACAGGUGAAUGCAUCUUACCUGGCAGGAGGUGACAGCUAGGAAGAGAAGCUCUGGUGACAGAGUGAACGAGUGGGGCAGGGGAAGAAAGCAGUGAGAGCAAAAGGGAAAAGACCCGUGUGGACCCCCCAGUGCUUGCAUGCCUCUGCUGAGCCAGGAAUCCAUUAACUGUAUGCAUCCACUGCACUGAUCAGUUGGAAGAAAACCUAAUCUGCUAAGAGGUGCAGUGGGCUGAAAAGACCAUCAUGGUUGGUGGGACAUAUUCCAUUGCUGGGUCUGUUCACUUCAAAUGUCACUAAUAUGUGGGAAAUUUUUCUCACUUUUACCUUCAAAUUUCACCUUUAUAUCCUUAUUUUUGCCUUCCCUUUAUGGAUGUGACUUACCUAGCUGGAGCUGCAUCUUUCAAAUCACUGUUGUGAUGAAAAGCAGUCUAAAUCCAAGUUUUAAAGGGACUGAUGGACACAAGUUCAGUAUGUUUCUGUCUGUCUCUUCAGUAAUGGUAUUACAAAUAAGUAGACAGCUAAGAAAAACCCUGGGGUUUUUUUCCCCAAUUUCUGUUGUUUCCCAUUUACUUCUGAGUGUUUGCUGGAGGAGGGGGGGAGAGCACACUGCUCCAGACAAGAGGAGGGCUGGUUCCUUCUUAAUUUCUCACAGGGAAGAGUGCCUGUAGGUUGCAGCACUAUCAGGUUUCCUUCAGAAUAAAACAAACUAUUCUGAGUAUUGAGGAAGAGGUUAUAUUAAAAUGGAAACUUUAUACUUCAUCUGUAUUGUUCUUGACAGCACGCACCCCCCAAAUGAUUUUUGCCAUGAUAUAACUGUUGGCCAAAGUUUUUCUACCCCUAACCAGUUCCUAUGAAGGAACUACAUUUAACUGAUGGCAAGGACUUUGCCAUUAAUUCUUUCAGCUUUUAAGGACUAUUUUUUCUAUUAAAACAAGCAUACCUCUUGAAAGCAAACUGUGUCAUGCUCGUAAGAAUAUUUGUUGCUAAGGGUGAGAGUGCCAAGAAUUUAAAAAAAAAAUCCCACGACUUGCAUAGUUCAGUAUUGCUUUGAGUGAAUUGCCUCUUCAACAUCUGUAAUACAAAAUCUUUUGCAAGUCUGAACUGUGCAGAUUUCAAAUUCCAGCCUUCUGCAGCCAGAGGCAAUUGUUGCUGAACUAACACUGUAGUUUCUGAUGGCACUGAGACCCUAACAUGCUCUAAAAUGCUAACUCAGUAUGGAUUUGCAAUGUUUUUGAGCAGCUACUGCCUUGACAGCUUAAUACUUAAAACUUGAGCUGCUGAAGGUCAUGUGAGCUGCAAAGUCUCCAUCUCAGAGCAUAUCCCUCUAAUUCAACAUGCAAACAAAGUAACUUAUCUUUGAUAUUUCCUCAAAAUGGGAGGAGUGUCUUGGAAGUUGUGUCUGAAAUUGUUUAAUUCCUUCUGAAUCUGGGUUUUGCCACAGGCUUAGUAUUUGGGGGAUGAUAUUUAUUACUACUGUACCAACUUCUUUCCAGAGAUGACAUUUUGGCUAUGGGUCAAACUGGAGGAUUUUGUCAUUCUCUGCAUUGGAACCAGUUUGGUUUUGGGUUUUUUUUCUUUACAAACUGCUUAGGAAGCAUAGAUUUUACUUCAGCUGUGUAUGGUACACAACAAAGAACAACUUCAGCAUUAUCUGCCUUUCAGAAAAUUGUAUACAAGUGGUGUACAAUAUCUAGUAAGAGACAGAAAAACUAAAAGCACAGGCUCUUAACUGCAGGUUAUGCAGAGAAACAGCUAGCUUUUCUACUUGACAUUUUAGCUUUAGUUUUACUCCCCAUAAACUUAGUUAAUCUACACUUGUUACUGUUGCAGUCAAGGCUGGUAGCAGUGACCUGUCAAGGUGUGAAACACAUUUACUGCCUCCUUGCUUGCACUGGCCCUUUUUGCUUGUUGCUUUGCAUCACUUACUAACAAUGCACCAAGUCAUACUCUCUGGUUACCAAAAAAGGAGUUUUCACUGAAGUACUUGAUCUUGUUGACUCAGGCACUGUUCAUGUUCUGCAGGCAAAACAAAGUUGCUCUCUUCAUGACUAGAAUGAAGAAUCUGGUCACUUUUUUGUGUGUGUAAUUUAUCAUUACUUCAUUUCCUUUCUUUAAUAAACAUGUGAAGUUGUUGCUUUCUUGCACCUUCCUAUUCUUUCAGGAGAAAUAGGAUUACAAACUCUUCUGUCCAGGGGAAGAGGAAAAGGCAAUCUAAAUUCCUUAGACCAUUUGGAAUAUGCUCUAGGAAACAUCCUGAAUCCCUUCCCUACAGAGAAGGGAAGGAUAAAGAAAGGAAAAGAGGACUGAGCUGGAAGUUUUUUCAGUACAGUGAGUAGAGAGGUAGGUGUUAACAAUUCAGGAAAUGUUGGUAAUUCUGAAUACUAACUGUGAAGAUAACUACAUAUAAUUAUUGUAACUGACUAUAAUUAUAACUUAAAAUCAUUUCAGCAUGCUUCUUUAUGAGAUAGCACUUGAACUAAAGGCACAAGCUUCUUUAAUUAAACACAAAGUUCAAAA